UGGUUAAAUGUCAAAUACAAAAAUUACGUGCUCAAAAUAUAAAUCCUGUUAAAUAAGUGUAAUAUUAAGUAAAUUAAAUACAUCUUGGAAGAGGAAAAUAAAAACAGGACAACUUUCGUUAUUUACUAUGGUAUAUCAAUCUUUUUGUGUUUGAUCAAAAUGUAGAUUGUUUUAAACUGCUACUUAUUUGAGAAGUGAAAAUACUGAUAAGAAACAACUUGGGAUGAAGAAGUGGUUAUAUGGAGUCAGAUAAAGUUUUAGUAGCAGCGGGGCUUACUGCAGCUGCAGUUGUAGGAGCAUUCGUGUUUUGGGGUCCUUCUACUCAUUCUGGCAGUAAUAGAGGCAGACUAGCUGGUCUUGUUAAUUUAGGACAGACAUGCUUCUUAAAUGCAAUUCUGCAUGCUCUAGCUGCCUGUGCACAAUUUGUAUCAUGGCUAGAAAUUGAUCCUGCAGCUAGAGACACAAGUUUACGUUCAACACUAAGGACUGUUUUGUCAGUUGUAAAUGGGACACAUAAAUCAGUACAAGAAACAACCUAUGCCCCUGCAGCUGUGAUAAAUGCAUUAAAAAGAUUAGGAUGGGUUAUCCCAGCAGGUGAACAAGAUGCUCAUGAACUUUUAAAUGUCAUUUUAUCAACUUUGGAUGAAGAAGUUCAAAAAUCAUCUCGAAAGUCAGGAUGUCUCUCUGAUAUAUUAGGUGGUGGGGAACUGUUUGGACUUGGAGAACCUGAAGAGACAACUACAGAAUUAAUACAGAGUAGUGCAGGACCAGCCAGUUUAAGCAGCAGUGUCAUGUCAUUAAAUGAAUUAUCGAGGCCCAGCAGUUUAUUUUGGAGAGGUGGAGCUAAUCAUAAAUAUCGAUGGAUAUCAAGAUCAUGUCGUAGCUUGAAUCUGGCAGGGCUUCCACCCCAGCCAGUCUCUCAUCCAUUUGCAGGGACUCUCACUAGUCAACUCAGGUGUACAGUGUGUGGUUAUAAGUCAGCAGUUCGAUAUGAUAAAUUCGAAAGCCUAUCACUUCCAUUGCCCAGUGGAAUGGGUGACCUAGGGUGGGGUCGGCAUAAAUUGCACCAGUUGCUCACUAAUUUUGUAACUCCCGAAGUAGUUCCUGACGUAGCUUGCGAAGGAUGCAAUUGUGAUCGUGAUUCCUCAUUUCCUCCGAUUUUAUCCAAACAAAUCAAGAUACUCAAUUUUGGAAAAUUACCUAUUUGCUUGUGUAUUCAUAUAAUCCGAAAUACUUGGCAAACAGGCACAAUGUCGAAAAGGCAGGACUUUGUACAGUUUCCAGUACGUUUGUCUUUGGCUGCAUACACUUUUAUCCAAGCUCAGUAUCAGAAAAAAACUAUAUCUUCAAUGUACACUAGUACUAGUGAGGGUGGCAGUCCCCUUUCGAACAGUAUGCCGACUGCUUGGGGAGCAGGGUCCCUUUCAGAAAGAGCGUCUGAGUUUAAAAAUGUCUACCAGUUACAAGCGGUUAUUGUACAUAGUGGUAACGCCCAUUCGGGGCAUUUUAUUACGUAUCGAAGAGGCUACCAUUCUUCAAAAUGGUAUUACACUUCCGACAUUGAGAUAAGGGAGGCAUCAAUCGACGAGGUGUUACAAAGUACUGCGUACAUGCUUUUUUACGAAAAGACAACGGGUUUUAGUGCAUUCUAAUACCAAAGAGUUGUGAUGUUGUGUGUAAUUAUAUUUAAGUUGUGGAGAUCACUUUUGGUCAAUAUUCAUCGAAAUUAUCAUCGUAAUAAUGUAAAUUAACAGUGUUCGUUUUACUACUUUUUUAGUACUGAAAGAGUACUUUUUAUUGUCAGAUUUAUUUAUAUUUGAUUUUGACCUUAAGAGUUUUCCUAUUUUUGUUUUCUUUUCCUUUAUACAUAUGCAUUUGAGAUUACUGAAACAUUUCCAUGAAUAUGUUUAUUUACUUGUUAUGGAUUUUAAAUGACGUUUUAUUUUUUAAGAGUGAAAAUGUGAAUUGUUCACAAAUGUUGUUCGUUGAAAAAUAAAAUUAUUAAUUUUA
This is a messenger RNA of Agrilus planipennis (emerald ash borer), 2010 nucleotides long. RefSeq names its product ubiquitin carboxyl-terminal hydrolase 30 homolog (gene Usp30). The coding region runs from base 240 to 1652 and encodes 470 amino acids. The transcript is spliced from 7 exons. Gene Ontology annotation, biological process: protein deubiquitination. The record is from RefSeq and is a predicted model, not a curated record. Gene Ontology annotation, molecular function: cysteine-type endopeptidase activity; cysteine-type deubiquitinase activity. Lineage: Eukaryota; Metazoa; Arthropoda; Insecta; Coleoptera; Buprestidae. Gene Ontology annotation, cellular component: nucleus; cytosol.